CUCUCUUCUCUGUGUGUUUUGGUGAGUCUAGCUAUCUACCAGUCAGAGAUAGAUGAGGAGGACGUACAGCCAGAGGAAACAGACAAACUCCUAACAGAGAUGUCUGGUGGUCCCCUCUCCUGCUUCUCCAAACAGGGAAUACUCCUACUCUCUAUCCUCCACUAUGGGAUCUGGGCUGAAGUCCCUCCGAAUGACCUGUAUGGAUUGAGGGGGGGUUCGGUGUGCCUGGCUGUAGCAGAACCACCGCAGGAGCUUGGAAGACAAAGUUGGAAGGUCAAUAGUACCAUAAUAGUUUCUGGCAGAAAUGUCUCUCCUAAAUACCAGGAGAAAGUGGAGUAUAAUCCACUGAACCACUCUCUGUGCAUUAAGAAUCUGAAUGAAAAAGACAGAGGAACUUACAUUGCAACCUAUGAGAAGAAUUGGGAAGAGUUGACUACUACAUACAGACUAACAGUACAGGAGCCUAUAUCCAAGGUGGUGAUCCAGAAGGAGAUCACGCUAUUGGCCAACCAGUCCUGUUCAGUGUGGCUGCUGUGCAACGUGUCAGUCGGCUCCAACCUCUCCUACACCUGGGAGAGAGGGAAUGAGACGUACAGGGACGACGAGCAGAUACACUUCUCUCUGUCACCAGCAGACGGAGACAUCAGUGUAACCUGCAACGCCUCCAACACAGUCAGUGAGAAAUCUGCCUCGGUAACAGUAAAGUGUAGUAAUGACACAACCAUCCCAGGGCUGGUGUGGUAUAUCGUCUGCAUUGUAGUGGUGUUGACCCUCAUUGUAGGGGUGCCAGUGUAUUGCUGCAGGGGUCGCUGUAACAUGGUAUAUCAAAAUGACAAGACAAUAUAUGCGGAUGUUAUGGGCAGUACAAUAAAUAAAGAUACAAGAGGGACAGUGGAUGAUCUGGCUGAACCAAGACUGAACAAGCCGCAGACUCUGUACGACGAGAUCAAAGUUGGACACCCAUAAGCGCCCUUUUCUGCCUACCAGGAAGUACUUGUGAGCUGAGCAGGAUGUGUUCAUAGGAUGGGCCUUAUAUCUCUGCAUCAUCUGCAUCCAAGUCUGUAGAUGGAUGUUACUGUUAACUUUUAUCACGACUUGCACAUUUCUGACAUUUGCUGCUUAUUUUUUUCAUGAUUGCAAUCUUCUCCCUUCAUUGUUCCUCAUAUACAGUGGGGCAAAAAAGUAUUUAGUCAGCCACCAAUUGUGCAAGUUCUCCCACUUAAAAAGAUGAGGCCUGUAAUUUUCAUCAUAGGUACACUUCAACUAUGACAGACAAAAUGAGAAGAAAAAUCCAGAAAAUCACAUUGUAGGAUUUUUUUAUGAAUUUAUUUGCAUUAAACAAAACUAUAAACACACAUACAUUACAACAAAAACAUUGUACAUUAAAAACACAAACGUCUUGACUAACAGCUGGCCUAAAAACAAUUACACUCUUCUAUGAUAUAUACAUCGAUCAAGUGGUUAAACUCCACCAACGAAACUAGAUCAUCACAUUUUAAAAUGUUCAUGACAGAAUUCCAGGACCACAGAGCUAAGUAACUAAAACUAUUUCUACCGUGUCCUGUUCUAAUUUUUGGUACUAUUAGAAGCAAAUCAGAAUCGGACUGUAAUUUAUAUUUAUUUACUGACCUGACUAAAAAAAGAACAGAGAUAAAAUUGAAUAAUUAUAGAGACACAUUUUAUUCAUACUAAAUGUAUACAUAACAUUGCAUUUCUGAUUUACUGAACAAUAAUUGUUGUCUGAGAAAAAUAAAUGCUGUUUAAAACUUGAAAUAAUAUCAUUUAAAGUACAUUUUGUGUCAUACUUACUUCUCAGUAGUCACUGGGCCUGUUGUUGAGGAAGCUGGAGAGGGAGGGGUCAGGUUGUUGGUGGACAGGUCAAUGUCAGAGUAAUGACACAACCUCUUGUGAGGACAGAACACUAAAGCCCUGUAUCCUGUCACCUGAAUCAAUGAAUUCAUUCAUUAAUGUCAACAAUCACAGUAGGAAGGUCGAAUCACUGAGGUUAUAGUCACCCAAGCUCAUCAAACUCAAAGUUACCUCAAUGGUGCCCCCACCCUGGGUCGUCCAUCCAUUCAGAGGCAGACACCUGUAUCCAAUACCUGUUUAGCCCAGUACACCUGUUUCCAGAGGCGUAAUGCCCAUAAGGAGCAGAUUUGUCCUGUAAGAAAAUGUAAUAAUAAUAAUAAUAAUUCCAUGUUUUUGUUGUUUCUCUGUAAUACUACUAGCCACCUAGCAAUUUUAUGAAGUUGACUUCAGCUAGCCCAGGUAUGUUUCCAAUCUGAUAACUAGUUAAGAAGCUAGCUGCUUUUAGCAACGCUAGUAGCCUAUUUACACAAUAGCAUUGCUAUUAGCUUGCAAAAAAACAGAAUAGUCCGCCGAAAGCCAGAAGUGAAACACAAUUACAUUUCAACUUUCUAUAUAGCCAUGUUAUUAGCUCAUACCCCUGCACAUCGACUCAGUACUGGUACUUCCUGUAUAUAGCCAUGUUAUUACCUCGUACCCCUGCACAUAGACUCAGUACUGGUACUCCCUGUAUAUAGUCAUGUUAUUACCUCGUACCCCUGCACAUCGACUCAGUACUGGUACUCCCUGUAUAUAGUCAUGUUAUUACCUCAUACCCCUGUUCAUCGACUCAGUACUGGUACUCCCUGUAUAUAGCCAUGUUAUUACCUCGUACCCCUGCACAUAGACUCAGUACUGGUACUCCCUGUAUAUAGUCAUGUUAUUACCUCUUACCCCUGCACAUCGACUCAGUACUGGUACUCCCUGUAUAUAGCCAUGUUAUUACCUCGUACCCCUGCACCGACUCAGUACUGGUACUCCCUGUAUAUAGCCAUGUUAUUACCUCGUACCCCUGCACAUAGACUCAGUACUGGUACUCCCUGUAUAUAGUCAUGUUAUUACCUCGUACCCCUGCACAUCGACUCAGUACUGGUACUCCCUGUAUAUAGUCAUGUUAUUACCUCGUACCCCUGCACCGACUCAGUACUGGUACUCCCUGUAUAUAGUCAUGUUAUUACCUCGUACCCCUGCACAUCAACUCAGUACUGGUACUCCCUGUAUAUAGUCAUGUUAUUACCUCGUACCCCUGGACAUCGACUCAGUACUGGUACUCCCUGUAUAUAGCCAUGUUAUUACCUCAUACCCCUGUUCAUCGACUCAGUACUGGUACUCCCUGUAUAUAGCCAUGUUAUUACCUCAUACCCCUGCACAUAGACUCAGUACGGGUACUUCCUGUAUAUAGCCAUGUUAUUACCUCGUACCCCUGCAUAUAGACUCAGUACUGGUACUUCCUGUAUAUAGCCAUGUUAUUACCUCGUACCGAUGCACAUAGACUCAGUACUGGUACUUCCUAUAUAUAGCCAUGUUAUUUUUACUUGUUAUUGUUAUUCAUUAUGAAUUUAUUCUUCAUGUUACUAUUUCUAUUUUUCAAUUUCUAUUUUUUAUCUUUAACUCUGCAUUGUUGGAAAAGGACCCAUAAGUAGGUAUUUCACUGUUAGUCUACACCUGUAUUUACCAAGCAUGUGACAAAUAACAUUUGAUUCUAUUUUUUAUUUGAUUUGUAGACCAACUUCUUCUCCUCUUACCUCAUGUUAAAAUAAAAGUCCUGCCAAUGCGCCAU
This is a messenger RNA of Oncorhynchus masou masou (cherry salmon), 3625 nucleotides long. RefSeq names its product SLAM family member 8-like. Bases 100 to 966 code for a protein of 288 amino acids. The transcript is spliced from 7 exons. The record is from RefSeq and is a predicted model, not a curated record. Lineage: Eukaryota; Metazoa; Chordata; Actinopteri; Salmoniformes; Salmonidae.